Pocillopora damicornis (cauliflower coral) is the source of this 4451-nucleotide messenger RNA. RefSeq names its product rho family-interacting cell polarization regulator 2. The record is from RefSeq and is a predicted model, not a curated record. Lineage: Eukaryota; Metazoa; Cnidaria; Anthozoa; Scleractinia; Pocilloporidae.
GAAUUCGUGCGUCACACAUGGAAGCCGAUAUUUUCAUCGUUAUGAACUGAUGUGGGUUUACAAAUUUGGAAAACUACUGGGCUUCGAAAAAAGAGGCCUGCAUAUUUUGUCGUGUACGGUACUAAUCUUUGUCACUAUUGUUCAAAUUUCUCAAAAUUGCUUGCUCAUUUCAAGCGCGGUAUUUCGCUAAUACCCUAGCAUCGAUGGGGUUGUUAAAAAUGGCUUUUUUCAGAGAAAUUUAAGAAAUUAUUGGUAACCGUUGCGUGUCUUCCGGCUGGUAUACAGGAUGUUUAUUCGUGUUAAUUUAAUUGCUAAGGAAAUGUUUUGUUUUCAAGAAUGUUAAUUGGAUAUUUUAACCAUCAUUCCUUAUAUGAAUUAAGAUUACCACGUGACGUUCCGCCAUCUUGGUCGAAGCCUCAAAGGUAAACAGAGAAGAAUUAAGCGGGGUGAGCGGGUCAUAUAUCCGGAGUGACUCUAGCGUUUGGCUUUGAUGACGAAUAGAAAACUCUUCCGAUGAAAGAAGCUUCUUAUAGCGGGCCAAAUGGGAAAAGAAAACAGUGCCAGUAGCAAAUCCACGCCAAACAGAAAUUCAAGGUCACUUAGAAUGGAUCGUCAUCCAUUUGAAAGUGCAGCUGCAAGAUCUCAAUCAUUUAGUGCUUCAGCAAUCUCUUGUGUCAAACCACUUACACCACUUCAAAGCCCAGCAGAGUUGGAGAGGAAACAUUCUCAGAUUCGCCGCAAGUCUUCUGGAAUUUUUGGGCCCAAGCCAGCUUUGAAGUGUCCAAGGAUUGCCCAGACAACUAGUGUGUUUAGUAAACUUCAGUCAGCCCUUAGCGAAUAUGCACGACACCUGAAGGAUGCUCUGAACAGCGUGGAACCUAAGAGGAAAAGGAUUGUUGAGCAAAGAAUAAAGUUGAUAGAGUCAAGGAUACAGCAGAUUGAUGAGAUUUUUCAGCUCUACCUCUAUGAAGAGAAGAUGAGAGAAGGUUCACGUAACUUACUGCAUGCCUUGACAUCUCGGGGAUCCAAAGGAGGUCAGGAUAAGUGCAGAGGCAGCAUAAAUGCUUGCACAGAGAAAAUGUGUGCUAUUGAAGAGGAACUUGAAACUAAACUUGGUGUUUUCAGAUUUCAAUUGAAUGCUCUCCAAGCAUUUGGAAGACUAUGCAGUGGUGAUGUAUAUGAUAUACAUAUUAGACAUGGAAGUAAUUUUAAAUGGAAAUCAAGGUGUAAAGUAGAAAGGGAAAGUCAAAAAUGGAUAGAUAAUGAGUUCACAUUGAGACCAUCAAUUACAGAUGAAUUUUCUGUCAGGGUCAUUGAAAUGAAAAAAAUCCAAGCAAAUGUUCAAAUUGGAAAUAUUCAUUUGAGAUCAAGAAAUUACAUAAAAGCUAGACCACAGAUCAUGUCUGUACCUCUGAACAGCACAGGUUCAAUGAAACUUAAAAUGACAGUGGAAUGGAGACCGUUUUCUGGGAAAGAGGAGAAUACAUUACGUUCUAAGCGACAGAGUCUGUUGUCAGAAGUUAUCUUUAUUCAGCCUUCCGAGUGUACAAUACCUUCAUCAGAUUUACCUCGCAGCCCUACCAAACAAAAGAGCCUUACUGAAGUGGAAUACAGUGUUGAGAGAAAUGAGGACAAGCCUUUAUCUGUAGAUGAGGAGGUAGUUGUUGAAGAAGUGACAGAUUCCUCAGAGUUGGUUGCUGCAGGUCUACCCGAAGACGACUUGAAUGGAAUUGCUCCAGAAGAACCUCAAGAAUUCCGUCAUGCCACAUCCUUGGAUAGCGCCUUGCAGCAUCUUAUUCCCACAUUACAGACUAAUAAAGAUCAAUUUCCUGAGCUUGAUGACGUGAUCACGCUUCUUGAAAAACUAGAAGAACUUGUCAAGAAAUGUUCCUUAUUAAGAUCGUCCAUGUCUCUUUCUGUGGAAAGUGCACUAGAGAGCUUUGACUUCUUAGAGCAGGAUGCGGUGGACGAGACAGAAAGCACUCCCCGCAGUACUGGUAGUGGGGGAAGCGGAUAUCAAGAUACUGGUUAUAAUAGCACUGAUGACUAUAGCAAAGACUUUGUGGGCGAGGGUUCGUCUGAUGCUGGUUACAUUGUGGACUUUAUGAUGUCCGAGAAGACCGCUGGAAAUUACGGGGAUAUAAAUGAUAAUAACGGAGUAAAUGGAAUCGAAGACAGUGGAUUACAAAGUGAGCACCUUGAUGCUGAAGAAAACUCUGAUAGAAACUCUUUGAAUGACUCUCCAAGUUGUAUUUCUGAGAUCUUUUCGUCAUCAUCUUCGGCAGUGGAGAAAUCGGAGUGUUUGGACAAGGCUGAGUUAGGUUGCGUUCCACCUAACACCAGUUCUCCUAGGAAACGGAUUGAAGUAGCAACGGAAGUGAAUGAGGAGAGUCCUCAACACAGUAGCCUCAAGACUCGGUCAUCACGGGCCACAAGUCCUAAUCUGUCGUCUUCAUACGGCCACGAAGCUACAGUUGGUAGCAAACUUUUGGACAAGGUCGUCCUUUGUCACUUGCAAUUUUGUGAAGAAGUCUCUGUGCAUCUUGGAUCUUUUGGGCCCAUGAAGUACAAGGAAAUGCAAGCUCUCUCUAAAUUUCGACAACAGAAGGAAGUUCUUAACAGACUCAUCACGUUCAUUUUAUCACCCGACCCUGUCAGUGAGAUGACGCUGUCAGCAAUUAACCCUCGUUUGGCAACAAACCCUGCGUUGUCCUCUCUUUGGGAAAAAACCUGCAAAGGCUCACUAUUGUUUACUACGGCUGGCCAGCUUGUGAGCGGGUUUGAAGACACCUAUAAGAAACAAAUAACACAGAGUUACAACAGAGUGGUAGAGAUAGUCUUUCCAGUUAUUGUAGCUCGUGUUAUCCAUCAAGAUCCUGAUUUGACUGAUGUCCAGCCCGAAGAGGAAGAGCUUGUGAGCGUGUUUCAGUUUGAGCAUUACUUCAUGGACUUGUGGAGGCCCAACUUGUCCAAAUACAUCGACGAGGUGGCUUAUGAACUUGUGAUCUGUAAGCGCCUGCGUUCCACUGAAAAAGAUGCUGUUGUUGCGCAGCUGAAGCAGUACACGGAGAUACCAUUGUCCAAAACCUGUUUUUGUCCUGUGCUCUGCCUCUUGCUAGACAAUGAUUCUUUUGUUGCCCAGGCCGCAGAAUCCUAUCUAUCGCAUUUGAAAAAGAAUGCUGACUUGCGCAGAAAGGCUAUUAGUUUGAGUAUUGAGGCCCUUGAAGAAUCUGAGGAGAAACUACGGGAAGGAGCAUGCGUGGCUCUCACAGUGCUUCAGGCCAGAGAUGCCGUACCCCAGCUGUUGUAUCUAAGCAGAUGUGAUGUACAAUCUGUAAAAUUUGCUGCACGGAAGGCUCUUUCAUUCCUGGGAGAGGAAGGUGAAGAUGCAUUGAGACAAUCUGCCAUGUCAUCAAGUGAAAUAGCAGGACUAAUAUUCUAAACCAGUUGUAUUUACUCGGUCACGUUCCCCGUGAACGUUCGCGGAUAAAAGAAAUGCCAACGGUCUACGGACAGAAGUGAUAUUUUGUCACGGUGUGCCUUGAAGCCCUGUGUGUAGUGGAAAUGUGAAGAUAAAUUACAGAUCCUUUUUUCUUACCUGAAGAUUAACUUAAGCAGAAAGGUAAAUUUUGCUGUUCAAAUUAGCAGUAAGUGUGUUAUUAAGUCAGUGAGUCUCCGAUCUGCGUACGACAUGUAAUUUAGCCUCACAUGGAGUACUCUGAUUACCCUUGUCUCUGAUAUCAAACUAGUUUUGAUGUUACUAUAAGCAGUCUUCUAUAAUUAUUCUGAUGUAUAACCAGCUAUGGUUUUUAAUCUGACAGUCUCGGAGUACGAGAGUUUCUAAGCUGAUAGAUUCUGAGCAUGAAAAAUACAGGGCACUUACGAUUCUGUACUCAGUAUAGAAUCGUAAGUACAUGUAGCAUGAAAUUAUGCGGUAGUGUUAUUCGGGAUUUACUCUCAUUUGCUGGAAAACGAAAUUCCGGUUUGAGAUGAUUGAUAAUAGUGCUGGGAACUAACUUUUUGCGAGUGUUAAGUCCAAGUAGCAAAUCAGUAGCAAGCAAAGAAGCGCAGUAUAUUGAAAUGAUUUCGCGUGUCGAGUAACCAGGUGAUUCGUAGAUGGAUAUUUUGAUUUAGUUCAAAUACGAACUUAUUUUUACGGAUCUUGAGACCUUCAAAAAAUUCAAGGUAUAUGGUAAUAUUUGGCUGGUAUUUAAAACUGUGAUAAUGCAGUUUGUCCGUACAUGUUGUGUGCAAGAUUUAGACAGCAGACUAGAAGUCAAAGUCUAUGUAAGAUUUUACUUACGAUGACAAACUGCUCAUUAAGUUAUUUCUGUAACACUGCUGCGAAGUAGAAUGACGAAAUGCGCGCCAUUGUUCUUGGCAGCAUUGUUGCUCAAAGUUUCAACCGCAGCCAUUUUCCUCUUGAUCUUCAUUGGUAAAGUGUGAAUAAU